AUGCCGCCGCCGCCGGAUUACGCGCAUGCCGUGCCUCCCGGCCCGAGGCGCUCCAUUCCUCCCCAUGUUCACCAGCUUCGGCGCGACAUCCGCAACGUCGACCAAGGCUCAUGGGUGCUCCCGAUUCCGAGCGACAGGGCCUACUUCACCUGCAAGUCGCUCAUCUCCGUCACCUUUGCGCACGGCCUCAUCGCCGUCAACAGCGCCGCCUUUUACGCCUGCCGCUCCCUCAAGUAUGUGUCUCUCCCGGACACCCUCGCCCUCCUCGGGCCCGGUGCCUUUGAGAACGACUGA
Molecule: messenger RNA, 294 nt
Organism: Emiliania huxleyi CCMP1516
Lineage: Eukaryota; Haptophyta; Isochrysidales; Noelaerhabdaceae
Exons: 3
Coding region: 1-294 (97 amino acids)
Source: RefSeq, a predicted model, not a curated record